This is a messenger RNA of Haplochromis burtoni (Burton's mouthbrooder), 2722 nucleotides long. RefSeq names its product ribosomal protein S6 kinase, polypeptide 5 (gene rps6ka5). Bases 254 to 2680 code for a protein of 808 amino acids. The record is from RefSeq and is a predicted model, not a curated record. Gene Ontology annotation, molecular function: ATP binding; protein serine/threonine kinase activity; magnesium ion binding. Lineage: Eukaryota; Metazoa; Chordata; Actinopteri; Cichliformes; Cichlidae. Gene Ontology annotation, biological process: intracellular signal transduction; regulation of DNA-templated transcription; protein phosphorylation. The transcript is spliced from 17 exons.
GGCUGGUUGCGAAGGUAGUGGUCGUGGUGGUGUACUGGAAGAAGCAAGUGUUUCCUCUGGGCUUGUUAGCUGCAAGGUUUAGUAACAACCUUUUACUCGUGUAUCUGUCAGGUUAGGCGCCGAAUUUAUCGGCGUUUGAUCCCUUUGUUAUGCAUUAUUUGGUUUCUGCAUGCUAAUUUUGCAAUCUAGCUUGGCAGGUGAAUCUAAAUCUGUCUGAAAGCAUAUUUGAAUAUAAUAGGGACACGAAAUUACGAUGCCAUCCCCGAUGGAGGGAUCUUCCAGAGAAGGUGACCUGUUUACUGUGAAACACGAACUGAAAAAUGCCAACCUGACGGGCCAUGUAGAGAGGGUGGGGAUAGAAAACUUUGAGCUAUUAAAGGUGCUGGGUACCGGAGCAUAUGGAAAGGUGUUCCUCGUGAGAAAAGUCAGUGGCCAUGAUGCAGGAAAGCUUUAUGCCAUGAAGGUUUUGAAGAAGGCCACUAUUGUACAGAAGGCCAAGACUGCAGAACACACGCGGACCGAGCGGCAGGUGUUGGAGCACAUUCGCCAGUCUCCAUUCCUUGUCACACUUCACUAUGCCUUCCAAACAGAAACCAAGCUGCACCUCAUUCUUGAUUAUGUAAAUGGUGGGGAGCUCUUCACGCACUUAGUGCAAAGGGUGCGGUUUAAGGAGCAAGAAGUAGCCCUGUAUAGUGGAGAGAUUGUCUUGGCACUAGAACAUCUACACGAGCUUGGGAUUGUCUAUCGGGACCUUAAACUUGAGAAUAUUCUACUAGAUUCAAACGGUCACAUAGUUCUCACAGAUUUCGGCCUUAGUAAAGAAUUUGAUCAGGCUGAAAGAGCUUUCUCUGUCUGUGGCACCAUUGAAUAUAUGGCUCCAGAAAUUGUGGAAGGAGGAGAGUCUGGACAUGACAAGGCGGUGGACUGGUGGAGCCUCGGCGUGCUGAUGUAUGAGCUUUUGACUGGUGGGUCGCCCUUCACUGUUGAUGGAGAUGAGAACUCGCACACGGACAUUGCCAAGAGGAUUGCCAAAAAAGAUCCUCCUUUCCCUAAAGACAUGGGACCACUGGCCAAAGACCUAAUCCAGCGACUCCUCAUUAAAGAUCCAAAGAAGAGAUUAGGGUCGGGGCCUAAUGGAGCGGAGAAUGUAAAGAAACACCCAUUUUACCAGAAAAUUAACUGGGAGGACUUGGCAGCCAAGAAGGUGCCUGCGCCGUUCAAGCCAGUGAUUCGGGAUGAGCUGGACGUCAGCAACUUUGCAGACGAGUUCACAGAGAUGGACCCCACCUACUCUCCCGCAGCUCUGCCUCAGAACUGUGACCGCAUCUUCCAGGGUUACUCUUUUAUGGCCCCCUCCAUCCUGUUCAAAAGGAAUGUGGUGAUGGAUGACCCUGUCCAGCUGUGUGGGGGUUCUGAAAAGCCAGGCUCAGCUGCGGUGGCCCGCAGCGCCAUGAUGAAGGACUCGCCUUUCUAUAUGAGUUAUGAGAUGGACCUGAAGGAAAGUGCUCUGGGGGAGGGUAGCUUCUCGAUCUGCAGACGGUGCACACACAAGAAGACUGGGCAGAAAUAUGCAGUCAAGAUUGUCAGCAAGAGGAUGGAGGCCCAGACUCAGCGGGAAAUAGCAGCCCUGAAGCUCUGCGACGGUCACCCCAACAUUGUCAAGUUACAUGAAAUUUACCACGAUCAGCUUCACACAUACCUGGUUCUGGAGUUGCUUGGUGGAGGGGAGUUGCUGGAGAGAAUCCGCCGGAAACAACAUUUCAGCGAAACGGAAGCCAGCCGGAUCAUGCGCAAACUGGUGUCUGCUGUCAGUCACAUGCAUGACGUAGGAGUUGUGCACAGGGAUCUUAAACCGGAGAACCUGCUCUUCACAGAUGAGAGUGAGAACUCUGAGAUAAAAAUCAUAGACUUUGGCUUCGCUCGACUGAAACCACCAGACAAUCAGCUCCUAAAGACUCCUUGCUUCACCCUGCAGUAUGCUGCACCAGAGAUACUCAAAUAUGAUGGCUAUGAUGAGUCCUGUGACCUGUGGAGUCUAGGGGUCAUCCUGUACACCAUGCUGUCUGGCCAGGUGCCUUUUCAGUGCCAGGAGAAGAGCCUGACCCACACCAGUGCUGAAGAGAUUAUGCGUAAAAUCAAACAGGGAGAUUUCUCUUUUCAAGGAGAGGCCUGGAGAAACGUGUCCCAGCAAGCUAAGGACCUCAUACAAGAGCUGCUGACGGUCGACCCUAACAAGAGGAUUAAGAUGUGUGGCCUCCGUUACAACGCCUGGCUCCAGGACGACAGCCAGUUGUCCUCCAACCCACUUAUGACCCCAGACAUUCUCGGAUCCUCCACUGCCUCUGUCCACACUUGUGUCAAAGCUACUUUUAAUGCAUUUAACAAAUGUAAGCGGGAAGGGUUCCGCCUCCAGACGGUGGACAAGGCGCCUCUAGCCAAGAGGAGGAAGAUGAAAAAAACAAGUACCAGCACAGAGACCCGCAGCAGUUCCAGCGAGAGUACCCAUUCGUCCUCCUCCUCCUCCCAGUCACAGGAGAAGACUUUUCAAGAAGGAGACCCAAAUCGACAGCACUCUUGCAUCACUCCUGUCAUCACCCCUGUCAACACACCGGUGCCCUCUGGAACAGAUUCUGGGCACCAGCCAGCACCUCCAGCCUUUCCCUUCUCAGAAGGACAGUAAGACAGCCUGAGGAGAAUCCAGAUUCAGACAGUUGGGUCUGAA